UGAUUCGACUCUUGCUGUCGACCGUCGCCGCGCUCGCAGUGCCAAGUCGCGACGAGAGUCGUACGAGGAACUGAUCGUACACUGAACGACAGACAACGCAUCGCAGGCGGAAGUGCUACGUUGGUGGCUGUGAACCGAUUACCCAUCUCAAUCCCUCCCUUAUAGACCACCUGCAGCACCUACAGGCAGGCUCCCAACUUGCCAGCAACAUGCCUCAACGCGACCCAGAUUUGCACAACGCCAUCUCGCUGCGCCCGUCGCCCUUUCACGCCCAUCCAGACCGGUCGCAUAACCACACGCCUGAGCCGAGCAGCAGACAUCACCAUGAACGUCCCGGGACGAGCUCCGCAGUCUUAUCCAAUGAUCACAAAUCCGUAGAGCCCAUAGCCCGGCCCGCAUAUACCCGCAAGAGCAGCGACAGCGAACGAGACGAUGUCGAGCGACAAAACAGCUUGCCAGAAUACCACGCCGAGCACGAUCCGUACAAGCUCCGCGACGGGCUCAAGGACCUAGAUGACGAGAAAGCCAAGCGCAAAGCCAACACCAGUGCCAAGCGAGUCUGCCAUCCUGUGGGCAACAGCAAAGAUAAAUGGAAGUCUCGCAAGAUCCUCCAAUUCUACGAGACGCAAAACGACAACAUCGAACGUCUCCUCAAACCUGUCGAUGACCAUGUUCGCGAAGCGAGGGAAGAGCAAGGCAGUGACGCCUUGCAGUUCAAGAUCGCCGUGAAUGGCUCCUUCGCCGCCAAUAUCAUCUUGGCCAUCCUGCAAGUCUACGGUGCCGUCUCCUCUGGCAGUUUAUCGCUCUUCACGACCAUGGCGGACAGCAUCUUCGAUCCUGCGAGUAAUCUCACUUUGAUCCUGUGCCAUCGUGCCGUGAACAAAGUCGACCCAAGGAAAUUCCCAUCGGGCAAAGCGCGAUUGGAGACGGCUGGCAAUAUCACAUUUUGCUUCUUGAUGACUGCCGUUUCAUUCAUCCUGAUCGUGUUCUCGAUUCAACAACUGGUACAACAUGCCGAUGAUGCCUCCUUCCAUUACCCAUCUGUCAUCGCGGUCGGCAUCGCCUUCGCGACCAAGCUGGGUCUCUUCUUCUACUGUUUCGCCUUGAGGAACAAGUAUAGCCAAAUCCGCAUCUUGUGGGAAGACCACCGCAACGACUUGUUCAUCAACGGCUUCGGUCUCAUGACUAGCGUUCUCGGCAGUAAAGUCAAAUGGUUCAUCGACCCCAUGGGCGCCAUCAUCCUCUCCGUCCUCAUCGCUUUUCUCUGGCUGAGGACUGCGUACCAAGAGUUCCAGCUCCUCAUCGGUGUCUCUGCAGACACUUCUUUCCUGCAACACGUGACAUAUAUUUCCAUGACGCACGACCCUCGCAUCAAACAACUCGAUACUGUUCGUUCUUGGCACUCUGGUCCCCGACUGAUGGUUGAGGUCGAUAUUGUCAUGGAUGAGCACCUCAGCUUGAAGGAGACGCAUGAUGUCGCUGAGGCUUUGCAGAUCAAGUUGGAAAGUCUGCCGGAUGUUGAGAGGGCGUAUGUUCAUGUUGAUUACGAAACGGAUCAUUCGCCGGAGCAUUUCUUGAAAAAGGAGUUGUAGAUCUUCACAUUGGGAGUUGAUCUACCUCCGAGCGUGCCGCGAGGACGGCGCUCGCAUACAGAGCGAUGGCACCACCUACCUUGGAAGGAGAACGGCCGAUACUCUUGUCACAUCGAGAUGAAGAUGUGUGGUCUGCUUGCAGAUGGAGGGUUUCUAGCUCGCACGAGAGCGAGUGAAAGCUAUGUCAUGAUGGAAUGCAUUGUAUGUUAUUUGUAAACACGACACGACCUGCGUGCUUCUUUGAAGCUGAAGAGGUCGGACGGUACACUGAGAGCCGGAACAAUUCACGGCAUGUGCCUUAUGCGAGAGAAGAUCUCUCGCUCGCAAGUCGGACCAAUACUCGUUCCAUGUGACAAUCCAUCUUCUCAAUGCAACCCCCAUACCGUCCCCGCAGCAAACCA
This is a messenger RNA of Cercospora beticola, 1993 nucleotides long. Its product is annotated as cation diffusion facilitator family transporter. Gene Ontology annotation, biological process: monoatomic cation transport; transmembrane transport. Gene Ontology annotation, cellular component: membrane. Gene Ontology annotation, molecular function: monoatomic cation transmembrane transporter activity. NCBI's taxonomy places the organism in Eukaryota, Fungi, Ascomycota, Dothideomycetes, Mycosphaerellales, Mycosphaerellaceae. The record is from RefSeq and is a predicted model, not a curated record.